AUGUGGCGGACCCUCACACUGCGACUCUCGCGGCGUGGCGCACUUUUUGUCUCCAAGAAGAACCUGCGUUUGCGGUGUGGCACCUGCCGUCGCCUGCUGCCCGCGGCGCACUUCAACAAGGCCACCACUUUGUCGCAGUCUAUUGUCUGCGUGGACUGCAAGCGUCUGUGCGUCCUCUGCGGUCUGCACCUCACAUUGGACCACUUCACGGACGCCAGCGCUGAGCUGUGCGACAGCUGCCUGGCAAAACGGCACGUGGCACAGGAGAAUGUUUACUUCCGCUACCCCGUACUUAAGUACCGCGCCUGCCCCUUUAGUGUCGACCAGAUGCGGGAGGAGAUUCGCCACGAAGAAGGCCCACGAAGAUGA
Trypanosoma rangeli is the source of this 369-nucleotide messenger RNA. RefSeq lists its product as uncharacterized. Gene Ontology annotation, biological process: translation. NCBI's taxonomy places the organism in Eukaryota, Euglenozoa, Kinetoplastea, Trypanosomatida, Trypanosomatidae. The transcript has a single exon. Bases 1 to 369 code for a protein of 122 amino acids. Gene Ontology annotation, molecular function: structural constituent of ribosome. Gene Ontology annotation, cellular component: ribosome. The record is from RefSeq and is a predicted model, not a curated record.